Messenger RNA from Phyllotreta striolata, 1475 nucleotides. The record is from the annotation of a GenBank genome assembly. Lineage: Eukaryota; Metazoa; Arthropoda; Insecta; Coleoptera; Chrysomelidae.
CAGAAUUUUAUGAUUAGAAAUGACUAACCAAGAUUCCGCGAUAAGAAAAUCGUUCAAGUUCAGCGAAGUUUCCAUGAAUUUGAACGGGCUAUUACCCGGAGAAAAAUACCAAUUAUUGUAUACAAUUUAUUCGUACGUAUUGUUGAUCAUAUACAUAAUAAUGAUACCAGUUUUGGGUUAUAUGAACAUUAUUAUGGCCAAGCCCGGUAGUAGAGUGGAUUUGUUCCAGAAGAGUUUUGUCUACUUGGAAUUGUUCAUUUCGGUGUUCAAACAUUGGCCGUUUAUCACGAAACCGGACCAAACUAAAAGGUUACUCAACCGAUGGAAUGAAAGUAUUUUCAAUACAGAUGUGGAUAUUGAUAAACACAUCAUUCAUGAAUCGAUUAGAAGAUUCAAACUUAUGAGGUUCCUGUUUUUCUUGAUGACCGUAAUGUCUCCUUUGUUGCUUAUACAGUCUAUUAUAUUUUCAUCUCAUGAUGAUUUGAAAUUACCUAUCUGGGUACCUGUGGACAUUUAUAAUAAUACAAUGUUGUAUACUAUCACAAAUGUAUACGUCGUAACAGGCUACAUACAUGGGGUUUUUGGAUAUUUUUCGGUAGAUUUUCUGAUAGCUGGUUACAUAUUGUAUUGUGCAACACAAAUUAGGCUUAUUAAAUUCAAACUAGAGAAUAUGGAUAAAUAUGUUGAAAAGGAAGCAAUAAUUGAUCCACAGAAAACAACUACCGAUGGUUUGCCUCAUAAAAAGAUUUAUGACCAAAUUAUUCAGUGUAUCAAAGUGUAUGAUGCUGUCUUUGGACAUGCUCAAGAGUUGGAAAAUGUUUAUUCCAUUGGAAUAUUUUCCCAAUUUUUUGUUGGUUCAAUGGUACUUUCUAUUUGUAUGUACAACUUAUCAAAGGUAAAUACACUUAUGAAUCUGGCAUACGUUUUAUCUUUUUUAAUACCCACGGCAUUGUUGUUAUAUUUAUAUUGUGAUCAAGGAACUCUUAUCAUUGAAGAGAGUACAACAAUUGGAGCAGCAAUUUUCAAAAGUCCCUGGUACACUUACGAUAAAAAGACCAAAAUGUUACUGUACACUUUUAUGGAACGAACAAAGAAACCUAUUAAGUUUACAGUGGGUAAAUUAGUGGAUUUAUCAUUGGAAACAUUCGUUGUGAUCAUAAAUCGAUCCUAUUCACUACUUGCUUUGCUUAAAAAUGUCUAUUGAAUUCACAUGAAUCGACAGAGUCCACAACGAUUGACGAGUAAAAAACACUGUGCAAGAUCGCAGCUUUUAUUAUUAUAUUUUAGUUUCCAGCUUUAACUUAUAGCUACAUCAUUUAUUCCAUGCCUGUUUUCAUUUCAUCAAAAGGUAGAUGAAAAAUAGUACAGCAAAACUUAUAAAUGUUUUUAGUUCAAAAUACUUUUAUAACAAGCUCUACUAUACAGUAAGCUUUGUAAGCUUGUAAUUAGUGUACACUACUAAGAAUGCAAAGUAA